CCAUGCCAAGCAUCAACCAGCGAAUCGUCUUGGCCAACAGGCGAUGAAGUGGAUUCAGCCCCAGAGCUCAAGUCUCCCACAUGGCCAUCUAGUCUACGAAAUCCUUCCUAUUUUAGACCUGAAAGACGACACAUUCGCAUAGCAAUGCCAAUUCAUGGUAACCCAAGCAAAGGCUGUUCGAGCUGCCGCAAAGACGAAUCAAGUGUGACCGGCUGGAUCCUAUAUGCUCGCAAUGCAAGCGACCCAACAAAGAAUGCGGCGGUUAUCGGGACCUCCCAUCUCUGA
Messenger RNA from Penicillium canescens, 285 nucleotides. RefSeq lists its product as uncharacterized. The transcript is spliced from 2 exons. The record is from RefSeq and is a predicted model, not a curated record. NCBI's taxonomy places the organism in Eukaryota, Fungi, Ascomycota, Eurotiomycetes, Eurotiales, Aspergillaceae. The annotation marks the transcript as partial.